UACUUUUUACAUAGGCAAUUAUAAAAGUUUAACGGUAGACGAUCAGGAGAGCACACGCGAGCUCGGUCGUUUGCUGCGCUGUGACCGCCUAAGCUUAACGCAUACAUUCCAUCACGCAUCCAUGCAGGUGGUUUCGAUUAUUACACAUGUACUACCAAUUACGGCGUAGCAGACGAAGGAAAUCAAAUCAUAUAAGAAUAACGUUUAAAAGAUAUUCAACAUUAUGGAGACUGAUAUGCAACACUUUCAUGAAAACCAUCAAUUUCAUUAUCAGUGUACCGGUGAUUCUUGUACUACUCCUCGUAAUGCCAAUUACAUUAAUGUUCAAAUGGAUCGUCUCUUUUGUCCAUCGUAUCGCUAGUUUAGGAGUCUUAGGUAAUCUAAUGAGCAAUGACGAGAUACGUUGGCUGGGUGAUAGUUGGUCUCAAUCUACAGUGUUUGUUGUAUUUGUUCUCGAUUCUGAGAUUGAACUUGGCUAUCUACAAGAAUUGGUAACCAAAAGAGUAUUGUCAAAAUGUCCGCGACUGAAAGAACGGCCUGUAGUGCUUACAAAUGUUUUUGGGAAUUCUUAUUGUUGGAUGUCCGAGGGCGACUCGUUCAACAUAAACCACCACGUCUAUAAUAUAAGCACACGUCCGAUGGAAAAGAGGGAAAUCCAGGGAUAUAUUAGUCAAUUAGUCUCAAGAGGUUUAUCGAUUGAAAAAUCACCAUGGGAGUUGCAUUUACUGUCACAAAAUAACGAGUCCAUGAACGGAAAAAGAGACUCGGUCGUUAUAUUUAUUGCUCAUCGUUGUUUGGCAGAUUGGAUGUCUCUAGCAAAAUUAUUGUGCACAUGUUUGUCAGAUACGAAGACCUACUACCAUUUAUCCGAUAAGCCGACAAAAAUACGAUAUUUGACAAGUAUUUUGAGGACCAUAAUGACAGGACCUGCUGAGCUUUUAUGGAAAAUGAUCAGCACCAUAAAAGACAACAGCCUUGUUACAUCUGACUCGCUAUCUCUAAAUUACAAUGUUAAUUGGUCUUGUUUUCAAGGCGCUUUAAGUAAAUUAAACCGAAUUAAUCAAGUUACUAAAACACCUCACAACUACAUAGUAUUGUCAGCAGUAGCCGGAUCAAUACAUACAAUGAUGAAAUUAUAUAGAAUGGAACAAUUGGAUAACAUGAACAUCGUUUAUCCAAUUCAAAUAGGGAACAAUGAUUAUACAUCUCCAGUUCUAGUACAGUUACCUACUGGGAUCGAAGGCGCCAUUCCAAGAUUAUGGUUCACUAAAAAAGCAAUGAAAAAUAUGUAUCGAUCCGAUCAGUCGCUGCUACAAGCAAUUGUCUCUCUAUUAAUGCCUCUCAAUGCAUCAGGGACUAGAAUGCUGUUAUCCGAACUUACUGAUAAUUUGGCUAGCGUUCAGUUCAGUUGGUUAGCUGGUCCUAGAUCAAGAGUUUUAAUUAAAGGAUCACCAUUGAAAACUGUUUAUUCUAUCUUACCAUCUCAGAAAAAUAUUGGCGUGUCGAUAUCGGUGUUUAUAUAUACUGACGAUUUAUUUGUUAGUGUUGCAGUAGACAACGCCAUAGGGGAGGCAUUCGGCAAAACUUUGUUGAAAAACAUUAAACAACAAAUCGAUCAAAUGUAUGAGUUACUGAGAUAUAGAAGACUUUCAAAGGAUACCAAGGUAAUUUCAUCGUUACCCAGUCAUUUUAAAGAUUUGGCAGCGAUAACUAUAAGAGACUUAGUCGUAAAAAUGAGAGACAUUCAGUUGCAGCUUCAAAUGUCAAAGGAAUUAGGUGCUUUCGACGACGAUGCCAUUAGGUACGUAAAUCAGCUCAAAGAAGAGUACUUAACAUUGCUCCGGGAAUUACGCAAGAGAAAACAAAUUGGUCAAAGGAAAGGAAUAUUUCAAACGUGUAAUUUUACUAAAUAUUGUACUGACAUUCUCGAACGUCAAGUUGGAGAUACUUCACCGUUGCAGACUUCAGUAAGAGUCAGAGAAAUGAAAAACUUAUUAGUUACACAAACUACUCAAGAAUACCGACCAAGAAUACAUAUUUGCAGAGCUGAAAAAUACGAAAAAGAGAAUUUUUUAAGUCUACCGAAAAUCCCAAGGAAACCAAUAAUCACUCAGAUAUAAUUUUUUUCUGAGGAACACUAAGAGUUAAUGGAUACUAAGACCAAUUUUAUAGAAACUUAUGCUCACAAAAUAUGAAAUUCCAAUUAAAUAUAGCUAUAAACACCAA
This is a messenger RNA of Daktulosphaira vitifoliae (grape phylloxera), 2226 nucleotides long. RefSeq lists its product as uncharacterized. Gene Ontology annotation, cellular component: plasma membrane. Bases 147 to 2120 code for a protein of 657 amino acids. Gene Ontology annotation, biological process: triglyceride biosynthetic process. NCBI's taxonomy places the organism in Eukaryota, Metazoa, Arthropoda, Insecta, Hemiptera, Phylloxeridae. The record is from RefSeq and is a predicted model, not a curated record. The transcript has 10 exons. Gene Ontology annotation, molecular function: long-chain-alcohol O-fatty-acyltransferase activity; diacylglycerol O-acyltransferase activity.